CUCCCCGCCCGCGGGCCCCGGACAGACGAGAAGAUGCGCUGCGCGCCGCCGGGGCUGCUGCUCGCCCAGCUGCACGCCUGCAUCUUCUGGAGCGGGCUGUGGCCCGCCGGCUGCCAGCCGCCCCCCGCCGCAUGGAGGCAGCGCAUCCAGUGGGAGAACAACGGACAGGUGUACAGCCUGCUCAGCCAGGGCGCUCAGUACCAGCCCCCGCGGCGCCGGCAGGCGGCCGAGCCGGCGAGCAGCCCCGUGCUGCUGCUCCGCGGGAACGGCUCUGUGCCGCUGGCCAACGCCGCCCAGCCCCAGCCCGAGUCCCAGCCCCAACCCCAGCCUCAGCCCCGGCCCCAGCCCGGCGGCAGCCGCGGCUCGGGCGCCCGACAUUGGUUCCAGGCCGGCUAUCGGGCGCCCUCCGAGCCGCGGCGCCGCCAGUCCUUCCUCGGCAGCCCCGCGGUCCGGCGGCCCCGGCGACGAGAGUGAGCGGAGCGCCGGCGGGCUGCCGCGCCCAGCGGUCUGCGAGCCGGGCGGGAGGACGUGAUGGUGGGCGACGACCCCUACAGCCCCUACAAGUACACGGACGAUAACCCCUACUACAACUACUACGACACCUACGAGCGGCCGCGCCAGGGCAGCAGGUACCGGCCCGGGUACGGCACCGGCUACUUCCAGUACGGUCUGCCCGACCUCGUGCCGGACCCCUAUUACAUCCAGGCGUCCACCUACGUGCAGAGGAUGUCCAUGUACAACCUGCGCUGCGCCGCCGAGGAGAACUGCCUGGCCAGUUCAGCUUAUCGAGCGGAUGUUAGAGACUAUGAUAAUCGAGUGCUCUUGAGAUUCCCUCAGAGAGUGAAAAACCAAGGAACUUCAGAUUUCCUACCAAGCAGACCUCGUUAUUCCUGGGAGUGGCACAGCUGUCACCAGCAUUAUCACAGCAUGGAUGAAUUCAGUCACUAUGACUUGCUAGAUGCAAGCUCGCAUAGAAAAGUUGCUGAAGGACACAAAGCAAGUUUCUGCCUUGAAGAUACCUCCUGUGAUUACGGGUAUUACAGACGAUACGCCUGUACAGCACACACACAGGGAUUGAGUCCUGGCUGUUAUGACACUUACAAUGCUGACAUAGAUUGCCAGUGGAUUGAUAUCACAGAUGUGAAACCUGGAAACUACAUUCUGAAGGUCAGUGUAAACCCCAGUUAUUUGGUACCUGAAUCUGAUUACUCCAACAACAUAGUACGCUGUGAUAUACGCUACACUGGCCACCAUGCAUACGCCUCCGGCUGUACAAUUUCACCGUAA
Lagopus leucura (white-tailed ptarmigan) is the source of this 1287-nucleotide messenger RNA. It is a transcript of the gene LOX, whose product is annotated as lysyl oxidase. The record is from RefSeq and is a predicted model, not a curated record. Gene Ontology annotation, molecular function: protein-lysine 6-oxidase activity; copper ion binding. Lineage: Eukaryota; Metazoa; Chordata; Aves; Galliformes; Phasianidae. Gene Ontology annotation, biological process: peptidyl-lysine oxidation.